Messenger RNA from Scleropages formosus (Asian bonytongue), 1230 nucleotides. Its product is annotated as inorganic pyrophosphatase-like. Lineage: Eukaryota; Metazoa; Chordata; Actinopteri; Osteoglossiformes; Osteoglossidae. Gene Ontology annotation, cellular component: cytoplasm. The transcript is spliced from 11 exons. Gene Ontology annotation, molecular function: inorganic diphosphate phosphatase activity; magnesium ion binding. Gene Ontology annotation, biological process: phosphate-containing compound metabolic process. The record is from RefSeq and is a predicted model, not a curated record. Bases 134 to 1000 code for a protein of 288 amino acids.
UGUGUGUGCGUGCCUAUAUGUGUAUGUGUGUGUGGCCGUGCGCGCGCUCGCGACGUGUGCGCUUACUAUCCGUGUUUGUCGGUUCGGCGAGCCGGGUGGAACUCGAGCGGUACAAUAAACAUCCCCGAUCAUCAUGAGCUUUACGAUCGAAGAGAGGGGGAAUCCGAACGCGGAGACCUACAGGGUGUUUUUCAAAAAUGCAGAAGGAAAGUACAUUUCGCCAUUCCACGACAUACCCAUGUUUGCAGAUGAAGAAAAGAACAUCUUCCAUGCUGUUGUUGAAGUUCCCAGAUGGACAAACGCCAAGAUGGAGAUUGCAACAAAGGACCCACUGAACCCACUGAAACAAGAUGUGAAGAAAGGAAAGCUGCGCUAUGUUGCCAAUGUGUUUCCACACAAAGGCUACAUCUGGAACUAUGGAGCAAUCCCUCAGACGUGGGAAGACCCAGACCACAAGGAUGGGGACACUGGUUGCUGUGGUGACAAUGACCCCAUUGAUGUCUGUGACAUUGGUAGUAAGGUGUGCUCACGUGGAGAGGUGAUUAAAGUAAAGGUCUUGGGCACCUUGGCAUUGAUUGAUGAGGGAGAAACAGAUUGGAAAGUCAUCGCAGUCAAUGUUGAAGACCCUGAAGCGGACAACUUCAACAACAUUGACGAUGUGAGAAGACUAAAGCCAGGCUACCUGGAGGCCACAGUGGACUGGUUCAAAAGAUACAAAGUUCCAGACGGGAAACAAGAAAAUCAGUUUGCCUUCAACGGGGAGUUCAAAGACAAGGACUUUGCUAUUGACGUAAUCAAAAGCACCCAUGAGUACUGGAAGGCACUCGUGCAUCAGAGUAAUCCCAAGGAACUGAACUGCAUGAACACCUGUGUGACUGGCAGUCCUUGCUGCUGCUCAGACAUCGAUGCAAAAGAUGUGGUUGAUAAGACAAGUCCAUUUGGUACAGAAGAGCCUACUCCAUCAGCAGUUGACAAAUGGUACUACUAUCAGAAGAACUAGCUGAAGAUGAAGAAUGUAGGAGUUUCAUGUCAUCAGACACUCCUUAGUCUGAAGAUGUAGGUUUUGAAAUUUAAAAGGACAGUGGUAGAUAUUCAGUUAUGGUGGGGAAAAAUGUGUCAUUUUAAUUGCAGUUAUUCAUUUGACUAAAUUAUGCAUUCUGUUAAGAUUGGUUAAAGCUUGUAAACAAAGGGCCCAAUGGUAUUUAGAAAUAUACUAUAAUAAAAACUUUC